UUCCUAGAGGCGUCAUCGCGUGUUGCUUGCUUUCGCUCUUCGUCUCUUUUGGUGCUUCAUCGUUACGCGGCGAGCUAUUUCUUCGCGGGAUUCGGCUCUCUGUCGCGCCUUCCUCCGUCGCCGUUCGAGUGCGUGCAAUGGAUAUUAUCUCUCAGCUGCAAGAACAAGUAAAUACUAUGGCUUUGCUUGCCUUGAAUACCUUUGGAACCUUGCAGAGAGAUGCCCCACCUGUCCGAUUGUCUCCUAACUAUCCUGAGCCAGCCACUAAUCCCUCAUCAGCAGAGGAGACCCUCGACAUCGUUGAGCAGCCUAAGAUGAUGAGCACGGCUCUUGUUCAAGCUGCAAAGAAGUUUGAUACACUUGUUGCUGCAUUACCAUUGUCAGGAGAAGAAGCUCAGCUGAAACGAAUUGCAGAACUCCAGGCAGAGAAUGAAGUUGUAGGUUUGGAGCUCCAAAAACAACUGGAAGCUGCAGAACAAGAACUGAAGCAGGCUCAGGAGCUAUUUAAUCUAGCAGCAGAUAACUGUUUGAACUUAAAAAAACCCGACUAAUAUCUCUGGUUUGUAACUUUUUGGAACUACUUCUGAGCUGUAACUUCUGUUUAUCAUGUAAUUUCGGUUGUCAUUUUUAAAGAUGCUUUCAGAUGUGUUGCACUUGCCAUUGCCAUAAUCCAUCAGUCAUCACAUUUGCACUU
Musa acuminata subsp. malaccensis (wild Malaysian banana) is the source of this 694-nucleotide messenger RNA. RefSeq names its product mediator of RNA polymerase II transcription subunit 21. Gene Ontology annotation, biological process: regulation of transcription by RNA polymerase II. The record is from RefSeq and is a predicted model, not a curated record. Gene Ontology annotation, cellular component: mediator complex. NCBI's taxonomy places the organism in Eukaryota, Viridiplantae, Streptophyta, Magnoliopsida, Zingiberales, Musaceae. Gene Ontology annotation, molecular function: transcription coregulator activity.